Molecule: messenger RNA, 1844 nt
Organism: Betta splendens (Siamese fighting fish)
Lineage: Eukaryota; Metazoa; Chordata; Actinopteri; Anabantiformes; Osphronemidae
Gene: tcnba
Product: transcobalamin beta a
Exons: 4
Coding region: 1006-1419 (137 amino acids)
Biological process (GO): cobalamin transport
Molecular function (GO): cobalamin binding
Source: RefSeq, a predicted model, not a curated record
AUGUAUUUCAUUAUAGAGCGCAAAUCAUAAGGAUUUAACAAGCUGGUGAUUUAAGACUGGAGCGACAGUGGGAUGACUUCAGAGCUAUUAUCAGAGAACUGUUAAUUGGCUUCUUCAAUAUUUUAGAUUUACUGCGAGGUUUUUAUUUCCUAUUCCCGAGCUCAAGUUGUUCUCUCGGGGGAAAUGGGAUAAAAGAGAAAAAGCCGGUGAAACGACAGCUGGGCUGAACGAGAGCGUUGCUUUUCUACUGUUCCACACACAGGAUGAUGAACACCGCUGUUAACUGUUGGUAUGAAGACGGGGAAGGCUUUGAUGAUAUUUGGGCCCCACUGUCUCUUUAAAGGCCGCACCUGCGCAGCUGCCCGGUGCUGAUGCUGCAGUGCCCGGGUUAUUUUCGGUGGAACAGACGGGGUUACUCGCGUUCAAGCGGGCCUACAUGCCUUACAUCACCCAUGAGAGGAAAUCAAAGCCAAAUUUAGCCAAUCACCUGCCUCCUAAUUAGAGCUGUUUGAACUACAUUCCUUCUUAGAGGUAGAUACCAACAGUAUAUGUUCAGUCUGAACAACAUGUACUGUAAAUACAGAUUUCAGAACCUCGUGCUCCUUUUAUUUUAAAUCUGCCUUGAUCUCGUGCCGAUGAAUGAAAUAAUAAAUAUAGCUGUACUGAUUGUACUGACAUUUCUAAAGAAAGACAAAUAUUACAUUAACGAUUUAAAUAAACGAGAAAAUCCUUUUUACAUUUUUUACAUCUAAAACCAACAACCUCAUUCAUAUCUUCAAGGCAGAUCAUUAAUCAGCUAGGUCACUUCAAGGGUGAAGUUACUGAGUUCACGUACAGUCGUCAUAUAUUAGCUGUGACUGGCUGUCAAAUCUUUAAAAAAAGAGAGCAAACACUUAUGUUGGCACUGUUGAAGGUGACUGGGAUAAAGGUGAUGUGGACCUGGUGGGUACAGUAUAAAUACUGAGCUCUGUGCUCUAAGGAUCACUUUGAAAAAUUAAAGCCAGGAUGGAUCUCAGACCGGCUGCUCUGCUCUCUCUGAGCUUUCUCCUAGUGUGGGCACAUGGACGUCUCACACAUGAAGGUUCAGCAACUCUUCCUAUCAGACUGACUGUAGUGAACAAGUUGGCUAACACGAGUCCUCAGGCCUUCUCCAGCUCUGUGUUAGAGGGAGGUAUACUGGUGAGCGCGUUGAGGAGGCUGCAGGAGGCCAAUCAGCGGUUCAAGUUCACAGUGAUAGACAACCCAAACUUUGGCCUGUUUCUAGAGAGUGUGAAUGGAGUAGCUGGAAGUGACAAAGAUAAGACGUAUUGGGAACUCCUGUCAGAGAGCUCAGGAGAAUACACCCGGCUGAGUGUGGGAGUUGGCUGCUACCAACCAGCAGCAAAUGAACACAUCGUCUUUAACUUCACCACCUGGUGAAGGGAUGAGUGUGCUACAGAGCAGAAAGAAGCAAAAACGAAAAAAUCACCUUUAUUUGACUCUCAGUUCUACAUCAGUCCCUGUUUGAGGAUGAUCAGGUCCCUUGUAUAAUAGUGAAGAAGUGAAGAAUAACAGCAGCAUCUAGUGGCUUUUGGGAUUAAUACACAACUAUAACGUGGGUUUGCUCAUAUAAACUCAACUUUCCUGGUAUAUAAAAAAAUAAAGUGCCACUGGAUGAAAAUUAUUACAAAUACUAACAUUUAGAUGUUUAGAUUGAGUGACAACUAAAUAAUUGGUUUUAUGAAAUAAAUACAAUGAACAAAAAAUAUGAAGAAAUUAUGAAAACCUUCACACAAAUGAUUUCUCCCCAAUCAGCACUCCUUUAUUCUUUCAAAUGUAUCAUCAGGUCAUUAUUUUACAUGUAU